AUGGCUCUGCGCUACUCCAUGGCCAUGGGCCUCAACAAGGGCCACAAGGUGACCAAGAAUGUGAGCAAGCUGAGGCACAGCCGCUGGCAUGGUCGCCUCACCAAGCAUACAAAGUUCGUGUGGGACAUGAUCCGAGAGGUGUGUGGCUUUGCCCCAUAUGAGCACUGCACCAUGGAACUGCUCAAGGUCUCCAAGGACAAAUGGGCCCUCAAGUUUAUUAAGAAAAGGUUGGGGGCACACAUCUGUGCCAAGAGGAAGCGACAGGAGCUGAGCAAUGUCCUGGCUGCCAUGAGGAAAGUGGCUGCCAAGAAGGACUGA
Cynocephalus volans (Philippine flying lemur) is the source of this 318-nucleotide messenger RNA. Its product is annotated as large ribosomal subunit protein eL36-like. Gene Ontology annotation, cellular component: cytosolic large ribosomal subunit; ribosome. Gene Ontology annotation, biological process: cytoplasmic translation. The record is from RefSeq and is a predicted model, not a curated record. The coding region runs from base 1 to 318 and encodes 105 amino acids. NCBI's taxonomy places the organism in Eukaryota, Metazoa, Chordata, Mammalia, Dermoptera, Cynocephalidae. Gene Ontology annotation, molecular function: structural constituent of ribosome. The transcript has a single exon.